Molecule: messenger RNA, 3558 nt
Organism: Australozyma saopauloensis
Lineage: Eukaryota; Fungi; Ascomycota; Pichiomycetes; Serinales; Metschnikowiaceae
Gene: BMS1
Product: GTPase
Exons: 1
Coding region: 1-3558 (1185 amino acids)
Biological process (GO): maturation of SSU-rRNA from tricistronic rRNA transcript (SSU-rRNA, 5.8S rRNA, LSU-rRNA); endonucleolytic cleavage of tricistronic rRNA transcript (SSU-rRNA, 5.8S rRNA, LSU-rRNA); ribosome biogenesis
Cellular component (GO): nucleus; 90S preribosome
Molecular function (GO): ATP hydrolysis activity; U3 snoRNA binding; GTPase activity
Source: RefSeq, a predicted model, not a curated record
AUGGACUCGUCACAGCAGCUGAAUAAGCCGCAUCGAGGCAACGAUGGUAAAAAGAAUACCGCAAAAAAGAAGUUGCACCAAAACGGCCACAAUGCAAAGGCUUUUGCGGUCGCUGCACCCAGAAAACUAGAAAGACAGGCAAGAAGAUCCCAUGAUGUGAAUGAGAAAAAGCUCCACGUCCCUAUGGUGGAUCGUACGCCAGAUGAUGAUCCUCCUCCAGUAAUUGUUGCUAUUGUUGGUCCUCCAGGAACUGGUAAAACUACCUUAAUCAAGUCUCUUGUAAAGAAAUUGACCAAGACUACACUCACAGAAGUUAAGGGUCCUAUCACGGUUGUCAGCGGAAAAAGACGUAGACUCACAUUCAUCGAAGUGAAAAACGACUUGAAUUCGAUGAUUGAUGCUGCCAAAAUUGCCGAUUUGGUUCUUCUCAUGGUUGAUGGUAACUUCGGUCUUGAGAUGGAAACCAUGGAAUUCCUCAAUAUUGCACAACAUCACGGUAUGCCUCGUGUUUUAGGUGUCGCUACGCAUUUGGAUCUUUUCAAGAGUCAGAGUACCUUGAGAACAUCAAAAAAGAGAUUGAAGCACAGAUUCUGGACAGAGGUCUACCAGGGAGCAAAGCUCUUCUACCUUUCAGGUGUCUUAAAUGGUAGAUAUCCCGACAGAGAAAUUUUAAACUUGUGUCGUUUCAUGUCGGUGAUGAAAUUCCGUCCUUUGAAAUGGAGAAAUGAGCACCCAUACAUGCUAGCUGAUCGUAUCACCGACCUCACUCACCCACAAAACAUCGCAGAUGAUCCAAAGUGUGACCGUAAAGUUGCAAUCUACGGUUAUUUACACGGAACUCCACUCCCGUCAACCAACGCCCAUAUUCAUAUUGCCGGUGUAGGUGAUUUCCAUGCACAUUCUGUUGAGAAGCUUCCUGAUCCAUGUCCAACGCCAUACUUCGAGCAAAAGCUUGAUGAACUCGAGAGAGAGAAAGCGAAAGCCGCAGCGGAAGCUGGUGAGCAAAUUGCUGUCACUCGUAGAAGAAGAAAGCGUUUGGAAGAUAAACAGAAAAUAAUCUAUGCUCCAAUGUCUGAUGUUGGUGGCCUUUUGGUCGACAAAGAUGCCGUUUACAUUGACGUUGGUGAUAAGCAAUCUUUUGUUAGUGGAGAGGAGCAAGGUGAAGGUGAAAGACUUGUCACCGGCUUGCAAAAUGUUGCCAAAACUACCACUGAACUUUUCGAGGAGGGCCCUGGUUUGCAAUUGUUCUCAAACUCCAAAGAGAUUGACCGCAAUGGCCAAAUGGAAGAAGAUGACAACUCUGAUGAUAUGGAAAGCUCUGAUGAUGAGCACUCCGAGACAGAGCUCACUGGUGCUAGCACCGGAAGAACUGCUAUGAGAAAACCAAGAAUCUAUGGUAAGUCUAUUCUGGAAGACACUGAAUUUGAUGACGUUUCGGAUGGCGAGGAAGAAGAUGGAUUUUCUGACGAUGAUGGCCACAGACGCGAGAAAGUCAGUAUUGAUUUCGGAGAGGCCGCUGAGGGCGACUUGGCAUUUGUGGAGGACUCUUCGUUAUCUUCCGACGAAGAAAAUGAUUACGCAAGAAUGGCAUCCAAACUCAAAGGUACUGUUCAACGUCGUUGGAACCUCAACAAACUUCUAUAUCUCGAUAACAUAGAGCCCUCCGAGGUCGUGCGCAGAUGGAAGCAGGAAUUCGUAGAGGACGAUGAAGAAGAAGAGUCAGAUAUCGAAGAAGAAGACUUCUUCCAGAAGAAAGACACUGCUACUGUUUCCAAGGACCUUGAUACAUUUAUUCCAUCGUACCCUGACUUGGAGGCACUCAAACAAAAAUUCAAUCCUGGAAGAACCGAAGAUGACAGCGAUGAAGAAUACGAAAAUGGUUUCCAAAUUCUCAAAGGCCGUUUGCUUGUUGCCCCCAAACUUUCCGACAAUGCUGAAGAAGAUGGCGAUGCUGAAGGUGACGAGGACGAAGAGUUGUACGGCGAUUUCGAAGACUUGGAAGAUGGUGAUGGAGAAAUGGACGUUGAAGAUGGCGACAAUGGCGCAUCUGAUGAAGAUGAGAGCGACUUCGCGGAUUUCGAGGCAGAGGAACAAAAGGCCGAAGAACCAGAGGAUGAGAACUUGACAAUCGAGGACAAGAGAGAAUUAAACGCCGCUAAGAAGGCUAAGCUCAAGAUGCAAUUCGAGGCCGAAGAGGACCGCGAGUUCGGUGCCGACGACCCUGAGGGUGACAACGAAGCUGACACAUGGUAUGAGUUCCAAAAGAACAAGAUUGCCAAGCAAUUGGAAAUCAACAAAGCGCAGUUUGAGGAAAUGGACCCCGAAACUCGUAUUAAAAUCGAGGGUUACCGUGUUGGAUCGUAUGUGAAGAUUGUGUUCGAUAGAUUGCCUUGCGAGUUUGUUAACAACUUGAACCCCGAAUAUCCUAUUGUUCUUGGAGGUUUGCUCUCGACCGAGUCUCGUUUCGGUAUCAUGAAUGUCAGAAUUAGAAGACAUCGUUGGCACAAGAAGAUUCUCAAGUCACAAGAUCCACUCAUUCUUUCAUUGGGCUGGCGUCGUUUCCAGACCAUUCCGAUCUAUACCACUUCGGACUCCAGAACAAGAAACAGAAUGUUGAAGUAUACACCAGAGCACGCAUAUUGUUUUGCAUCCUUCUACGGUCCUUUGGUAGCCCCCAACACCACAUUCGUGGGUUUCAAUAUUGUUGACCAAAGCUCUACGACUGGCUCUUUCAGAGUGGCGGCAACAGGUGUUGUUGAGGAUCUCAAUUCCUCAGUUGAGAUUGUCAAGAAGCUUAAGUUGGUGGGACAUCCAUACAAGAUUUUCAGAAACACAGCCUUCAUCAAGGAUAUGUUUAACAACUCUCUAGAGGUUGCUAAAUUUGAGGGAGCGGCGAUCAGAACUGUUUCCGGUAUCAGAGGAGAAAUUAAAAGAGCUCUUUCGAAACCAGAUGGAUACUUCCGUGCUACUUUUGAGGAUAAGAUUCUUAUGUCAGACACCAUUUUCUUGAAGACUUGGUACCCAAUUAAGGUCAAGAAAUUCUACAAUCCAGUGACAUCGAUGCUUCUUCAAGAUCACGAACAAUGGAAGGGAAUGAGACUUACUGGUCAAGUCAGAGCUGCAAACAACAUCGCCACACCCUUACAGAAGGACAGUGCUUACAAGAAGAUCGAAAGAGAGGAGAGAAGAUUCAACAAAUUGAAGGUUCCUAAGAGCAUCAAGAUGAACUUGCCAUUCAAAUCUCAGAUCCAGGAAAUGAAGCCACAAAAGAAACAAAGCUACAUGGCCAAGAGAGCCGUUCUCGUAGAUGGUGAUGAGAAGAAGGCCCGUGAUUUGAUGAACAAAAUCCAUACAUUGAAAAAGGAUAAAGAUAAGAAGCGGAAGGAGAAGAAGCAGGAGAAAUUCAAGGACAGACUCAAGGUCAUUGCCAAGAAGGAAGAAGUGAGAAAGGAGAAGGAGAGAGAAAGAAAGAAGGAAUACUUCUCGAAGGAGGGCAAAAAGAGACUGCUUGACCAAGCCGAUUCUGGCUCCAAUGCUUUUGGCAAGAGAAGAAAGUAG